Messenger RNA from Microcebus murinus (gray mouse lemur), 1329 nucleotides. RefSeq names its product family with sequence similarity 50 member A (gene FAM50A). The record is from RefSeq and is a predicted model, not a curated record. Gene Ontology annotation, biological process: chromatin organization. NCBI's taxonomy places the organism in Eukaryota, Metazoa, Chordata, Mammalia, Primates, Cheirogaleidae. Gene Ontology annotation, cellular component: nucleus.
CUCCUGGCGGCUGACGUCACGACGCGGGCGUCAGCGGACUGCACGGCCACCGCCGCUCCUGCUGCCGCGACUCAGCUGGGCCACAGUUGCUGUCGCCGCCGCCGCCAUGGCUCAGUACAAGGGCGCCGCGAGUGAGGCAGGCCGCGCCAUGCACCUGAUGAAGAAACGGGAGAAGCAGCGCGAGCAGAUGGAGCAGAUGAAGCAGCGGAUCGCGGAGGAGAACAUAAUGAAAUCCAACAUUGAUAAGAAGUUCUCUGCACACUAUGAUGCCGUGGAGGCCGAGCUCAAGUCCAGCACCGUGGGUCUCGUGACCCUGAAUGACAUGAAGGCCAAGCAGGAGGCGCUGGUGAAGGAACGGGAGAAGCAGCUGGCCAAGAAGGAGCAGUCCAAGGAGCUGCAGCUGAAGCUGGAGAAACUUCGAGAGAAGGAGCGUAAGAAGGAGGCAAAGCGAAAGAUCUCUAGCCUGUCCUUCACCCUGGAGGGGGAAGAAGAGGGAGGCGAGGAGGAGGAGGAGGUAGCCAUGUAUGAGGAGGAGCUGGAAAAGGAAGAGAUCACCACAAAGAAGAGGAAAUUGGGGAAGAACCCAGAUGUGGACACAAGCUUUUUGCCUGACCGAGACCGGGAGGAGGAGGAGAAUCGGCUCCGGGAAGAGCUGCGGCAGGAGUGGGAAGCCAAGCAGGAGAAGAUCAAAAGUGAGGAGAUUGAAAUCACCUUCAGCUACUGGGAUGGCUCUGGGCACCGGCGGACCGUCAAGAUGAAAAAGGGCAACACGAUGCAGCAGUUCCUGCAGAAAGCACUUGAGAUCCUUCGUAAAGACUUCAGUGAGCUCAGGUCAGCAGGGGUGGAGCAGCUCAUGUAUAUCAAGGAGGAUUUGAUCAUCCCCCAUCAUCACAGCUUCUAUGACUUCAUCGUCACCAAGGCGAGAGGGAAGAGUGGACCACUCUUUAACUUCGAUGUGCAUGAUGACGUGCGGCUGCUCAGUGACGCCACUGUAGAGAAGGAUGAGUCCCACGCAGGCAAGGUGGUGCUGAGGAGCUGGUAUGAGAAGAAUAAGCACAUCUUCCCUGCUAGCCGCUGGGAGCCCUAUGACCCUGAGAAGAAGUGGGACAAGUAUACGAUCCGCUGAGCAUCCGGGACCCAGCGCAGCCUCGGCUCUUCGGCUCUCCCAGCACAGCCUGUGGUGUCUCUGGGACCCCAGGUGCCCACUGCCCUCCGCCCAGGUUGGGCACGCUGGGAGGACAGGAGCUGCCCAGCCCCCGCCCCAGCACUGUCAUUGACCACUUUUUUCUUUUACAAUAAAGAAAGGCACAUGUCAGAGCUGGAGCACCA